AUGCAUAACACAGCGCACCGCGACGGCGGCGACGCUGUCGAGCUGCACGCCGCCAAGACGCCUGACGCGGAGAUGGCGCUGAUUGUGAAGCUGAUCCGGUCGCUUCACACCGACGGCGCGCCGUUCGACCAUACAGAUAUCGCAAUCCUCUUCCGCACCAACGCGCCCGCCCGAUCGCUCGAGGAGUACCUGCAGAAAGCGACGAUCUAUGUCUAUCCGGCUGCAGCUUACUUGCUGCGACCCCAUCGGUAA
This is a messenger RNA of Emiliania huxleyi CCMP1516, 252 nucleotides long. RefSeq lists its product as hypothetical. The record is from RefSeq and is a predicted model, not a curated record. Bases 1 to 252 code for a protein of 83 amino acids. Gene Ontology annotation, molecular function: ATP binding; hydrolase activity. The transcript is spliced from 2 exons. NCBI's taxonomy places the organism in Eukaryota, Haptophyta, Isochrysidales, Noelaerhabdaceae.